UUGAGCAUAAAUAAUAUAGAAGUUUGCUCGAGGAAAAACAAAAUGAUGAACACAAAGAUUCCGAUGAUCGGUCAAAUUCGUCCUCCACGCUCUGCCCAUAUAAACUCACAGUCUCCAUCCUCACUUCCACACCAACAAAUACCUCAAAACAUCCCCAUCAAUGGCCGCCUCCACUUCCUUCUCCCUCUUCUCCUCCAUUCUCUUUCUCCUCUUCUCCAUUUCCAUUGCCUCAACUUCCUUCACCCCCAGAUCCCUCGUUCUCCCUGUCACCAAACAUCCAUCUCUCCAAUACAUCAUCCAGAUCCACCAACGAACUCCUCUGGUUCCGGUCAAUCUCACAGUGGAUCUCGGCGGUUGGCUAAUGUGGGUCGACUGUGACCGUGGCUUCGUUUCUUCCUCCUACAAACCCGCUCGUUGUCGCUCCGCCCAAUGCUCCCUCGCCAAAUCCAUUUCCUGCGGCAAAUGCUAUUUGCCGCCCCACCCCGGCUGCAACAACUACACUUGCAGCCUUUCCGCCCGAAACACCAUCAUCCAACUAUCCUCUGGCGGAGAAGUCACUUCCGACCUUGUCUCUGUUUCUUCCACCAAUGGCUUCAAUUCAACCAGAGCCCUCUCCGUCCCCAAUUUCCUGUUCAUCUGCAGCUCGACUUUCCUCCUCGAAGGCCUGGCCGGCGGUGUAACUGGAAUGGCAGGAUUCGGAAGAACCAGAAUAUCUCUACCAUCCCAAUUCGCCGCCGCCUUCAGCUUUAGCCGGAAAUUCACCAUGUGCUUGAGCGGCUCCACUGGAUUCCCUGGUGUCAUCUUCUCCGGUUACGGCCCAUACCAUUUCUUACCCAACAUCGACUUAACAAAUUCUCUCACUUAUACCCCGUUGCUCAUCAACCCCGUUGGCUUCGCCGGGGAAAAAUCAUCGGAGUAUUUCAUCGGCGUUAAAUCCAUCGAAUUCAACUCCAAAACCGUCCCACUAAACACCACUCUUCUGAAAAUCGACAGCAACGGAAACGGUGGUACAAAAAUCAGCACUGUCAAUCCAUACACCGUACUGGAAACAUCAAUUUACAGGGCGUUGGUGAAAACAUUCACAUCGGAGCUUGGGAACAUUCCAAGAGUGGCGGCGGUGGCGCCAUUUGAGGUCUGUUAUAGUUCAAAAAGCUUUGGAAGUACUGAAUUGGGGCCGAGUGUGCCAUCGAUUGAUUUGAUUUUGCAGAACAAAAAAGUGAUUUGGAGAAUGUUCGGGGCGAACUCGAUGGUGGUUGUGACCGAGGAGGUAUUAUGCUUGGGAUUUGUUGAGGGUGGAGUGGAAGCAGAAACGGCGAUGGUGAUUGGAGGGCACCAAAUAGAGGAUAAUUUGCUUGAAUUUGAUUUGGCAACUUCUAGGCUUGGAUUUAGCUCAACUUUACUGGGACGAAACACUAAUUGCGCUAAUUUUAAUUUUACUUCAACUGCUUGAUUAACUAAAAAACUUAAAUGAAGUUUUCUAAUUAUUGUCAACCUUUUGAAAUUAAAAUAAUUAUUGGUUUCUUAAUGGAUACAACUCCUAGAUCCUAAAAUCCAAAUUAAUGCUAAGUUUGGAUAAAUGGGUUGAAUUUUGUUUUAAUUUACUAAUGAAGGGAUAAGAAUUGAAAGUGAUAGAAAAAGUCAAAUAAAUGAGUAGUACUACAUUACUUUAAUGUCGAAAAGUGUCCAAUUCAACAGAUUAACAGCUGGAAAAUCAUAGCCUCCACGUGGACAAAGCGACAACCGUUUAGAUUUUGCACAAUCCCAAGACUAAUUGGAAGCCUUCCACGUUUGACUAAAUAAUUCCACGUCAUCCACACAAAAUUCAUGGUCUUUCCCAUUCAGGGUUCUUCCUCCUCAUAUUUUGAGAGAAGUUUGUAAUUAAAGAGUGGGAGUAAUAGAACUAUUAUCCGAGUCAGUUGCCACAUCA
Cucumis sativus (cucumber) is the source of this 1927-nucleotide messenger RNA. RefSeq names its product probable aspartic proteinase GIP2. Gene Ontology annotation, molecular function: aspartic-type endopeptidase activity. Gene Ontology annotation, biological process: proteolysis. Bases 161 to 1450 code for a protein of 429 amino acids. Lineage: Eukaryota; Viridiplantae; Streptophyta; Magnoliopsida; Cucurbitales; Cucurbitaceae. The record is from RefSeq and is a predicted model, not a curated record. The transcript has a single exon.